Molecule: messenger RNA, 738 nt
Organism: Anneissia japonica
Lineage: Eukaryota; Metazoa; Echinodermata; Crinoidea; Comatulida; Comatulidae
Product: L-rhamnose-binding lectin ELEL-1-like
Exons: 3
Coding region: 72-419 (115 amino acids)
Molecular function (GO): carbohydrate binding
Source: RefSeq, a predicted model, not a curated record
AUAAUGUGAAAUAUAAUUUUGUUUGCUUAUUCUGGCGGUACAGUUCUCAGUUGGCCUAGACUACAUCAAACAUGAAGAUCAUUCUCGCAGUCUGCCUCAUAGCAGCUUUUCUCGGGUGCAGCAAUGCGGCCAUAACUAGAUACGUAUGUGAGCAUAAAACCUUAACCAUCGACUGUGGCAACCACAAGAUUAACAUUCUGUGCUCCAGCUACGGACGUUCUGUGUCCUAUAGCCAGCGCUGUUGGUCCUCGUCCAAAAUAUGUGACAGGACGUGCAUUGCGCAAUCAUCAAUAUCUAAGGUCAACCAGCUCUGCGAUGGAAAGUCGUCGUGUAGUGUCCAGGCUAGUAACAGUGUUUUUGGUGACCCCUGUCGUGGAACAUUCAAGUAUCUGGAGGUCUCGUACGAGUGUGUGUGGUAGUGGAGCUACUGAAGGAUGUGAUCGACCGCGUUUAAUGACAACAAAAAAGAAAACAAUUAAAACUUUGAUAAUGCUAUUUUUUUAGCAAUAAAGAGUCCUACCAAUAUUUUUUAUAACCUGUUUUUUCGUCUGUAAGUUUAAUAUUGUUGGAUAAUAUAGAUAAUGGUACCUUUGAUCUUUUGAAAGGGUAUGUUGCUGUCCCUGGUAAAAUAUAAUAGUUCAUAGAUCAUGCUCUUCCUCAGUAAUUAGGCUAAAUUCCCAUUUAGGCCUGUUUUCACGCGCAUUCGCUUUACAUAAUAAGUUAUGUUUUCAACCAGAA